AUGACAAGGCCCGAUUUUAAAAAGGAAUCCCGUGGGAAAAAAGAGGAAUUAAAAUACCCCUGCUCUCCACGUAGCCAGAAAUGGAUAAACAAUCUCCUUCCAGUCUUAGAAAGUUAUAACUACAACUACCUAGACAUAGUUAAGCUGGUCAAAAACUGUGAUUAUAACGCAGAAAAGAUCCAAGUGGAAGUCGAACGUAUAGUGCAGAUGAAUCUAGGCCACGAACAAGGAGAGUGGGAAGUUGUUAAGCCUAAUACAAAGGGCGAAAAGGCUACAUCAAAAACACAACCGAACCCUCAAAGGAAUCUACCUAACAGCUCCAAAUUUAAAGGUAAAAGUUACGUAAAAGAGGAAGGUCUAAAGAAGAAUAGUAAAGUCUCACCCAAAGUUCGGCUUGAUUCGAAGCCAGAAAAGUCUGAAACAGAGGAGGAUAAGAAAGAACUCCUGACUUCCUGGGCUUCAUUGUUGAAGAGAGAUCCUGUAGCAACAGGAUCUAACACAACCCCGACUCUUUCACAGAACAAAUCUCAACAAACAUCAGCACGUGAAUCAAUUAAUUCGGCAUCUAGUUCACUUAACUAUGCCCCAGUGGAUUCUCUUAAUAAUUUGAACCCCUCAAUGAGUGGUAUGCCCUCUGAUUUAAAUUCCUCAAUGAGCGGAACCCUUACGGAACAAAGACUCGAUGAAAAAUCAAGACUUAACGACCGUGUAGGGAGGAUGAGACCACCAGUAGUCAUGCCCAAGGAGUUCAAGUUCUCCGAAAGUAAACUCACUUUCGGAUGCUUAGAAGAUGAACUAUGGUCAAAGCCAUGGCCAGAUUGGCAACACCGAGAUUUCCAAAAGCCAAGGCCAACCAGUAGUAGACUACAGUCGGAUGUUUUCCCAAACUACUAUGAAAGGAAAUCAAUGGUAUACUACGAUGACCCAAACGCAAAGAAAUACGACAGAUUUCAAGUGACAUCAAACGCCUCUUCAACUUCAACACACCAACAACCUGCUUCCACAGCUAACACCGGUUCAAUGAGUUCUGCCAACCUGUCCAAUUUGACAAAGGAUAAUGUGGGCUUCGGUGGCGGGGUUUACUUCAAUUACCCAUACUCUAGUGAACGUCUUCAAAACCCGCCAGGACUUGUCAGUUACUACACUCCACAACCUUUUUAUGGAUUCGGUAACUCAAACGCCAACAACAAUGCCAUGAAAUUCCCAGAAUGUUACAGAGAAUGUGAUUCCACAACCCUGAAUUUAAAAAAGGAAUGUAAUUUACAAGGAGACUUUGAACUCCUAUCCGCCGAAAUCAUCGUACUUUGGGCCUCCGCACUCCUGACAAACGGGAAUCUAACCCACAACGAGCUCUUGUAUAUCGCAAGAACGAUGAAUAGAAGCGAAUAUUCAAAAAAAUCAGUGAAAAUCGCAUUCACGAACCCGCUGUGUUUCUGCCGAAUUUACUCCAACGGCAGGAUUCUCAUCAUGGGCUCCAUAACUGAGAAACAGGCCUACAAAAGACUUGCAAAAACAGUCCGUCAAAUAAAGUAUAGAACGAAAUGGAAGGUUCAGGUGCCAGAAUUGCUGUUUUCCCCUCCCUUUUUUAGCCAACAUGAGUCUGGAAGUCCUGUUGUGACGAGUAAACACUUGAAUACUCCAAGCGUUAAUGAUUUAUCAGACGAUGAAUCGCAACAGAAUAAAAGCAAUAAUGAAGAAAGGAUUGAGAGUAGAGAUAUGUAUUAUAGUGAUUUUAAUAAAAGAAUGAAUUUUGACGGAAAUGGGCUGGUGUGGAAGUAUGUCGACGACCAGAAUAUCUUGAGGGUAUCAGACUCGCUAGAAACCUUUAAAAUCGACCAGCUCCUGUGUAAAGUAGUUCUAGACAAGGAAUUAAACCUUGAAUAUAUCUAUAGUAAGCUUGACACUAAGCUUGUUAACGUUAACUUGUUUCCGAAUUACCUGAGGUUCCAAUUUACCCUGGACGACUCAAGUCCAAACACUGAUUUUGAGACUGAUUUCAGGGAAAACCACACUGAAAUGAACUUUCUAAAAAAUAGUUACUACGAUUUGGAUAUAAGUUUAGAGUUGGAGCGUGUUUUGGAGACUGAAAUUAAGUCCGUUAACAGGUCCAGUUCAUGUCUUGUUUUCAAAAGCGGCAAGAUUAAUAUUUUCGGCUGCGUUAAUAGAUCUGAAAUAAUUUAUACUUUUAAUCAGUUGAUUAAAUUUCUAUUUUAA
This is a messenger RNA of Theileria annulata, 2214 nucleotides long. RefSeq lists its product as uncharacterized. Lineage: Eukaryota; Apicomplexa; Aconoidasida; Piroplasmida; Theileriidae. The coding region runs from base 1 to 2214 and encodes 737 amino acids. The transcript has 3 exons. The record is from RefSeq and is a predicted model, not a curated record.